This is a messenger RNA of Saimiri boliviensis boliviensis (Bolivian squirrel monkey), 785 nucleotides long. Its product is annotated as gastrokine-3-like. NCBI's taxonomy places the organism in Eukaryota, Metazoa, Chordata, Mammalia, Primates, Cebidae. The record is from RefSeq and is a predicted model, not a curated record.
CUCCUGUGCAUGCUGUUGCGUGGGGUGAGACACCAUGAAACACCUUGUUGUAUCUUCCAUCCUUGUGGUCUUCAUCCUAACCCCAUCUCUGCCCAUGAUGAACAUCAGUGAUAACCAUCCUCUGGAUGGAUCUGUUGGGACUCAGAGUAUUCAUGUCAGCGCCUUCCAAGGUAUGGUCAGCAUCCGAGACAACAAUGUUUUCAGUGAAUGGGACGGAAUCCUGGACUACAAGAAUGCCCUAUUGGCAGCCAAGCUGUUUAGCAAGAUGGCGUGUGUUCUGGCCAAGAUGGACCAAGCCGUCUUCCCAAGUCUGGAUGACAUUAGCAAGGCCUUGGACAAACAGGCUUCUAAGCAUUACCCAUCUACUCGCGGCCUGACCUACACUGUUUUACCCAGCCGGGUCAAGAACUUAGCGCAGUAUGGAAUGCCCAUCAAGGACAUGUGCAGAGAUGUCCCCACUUACUUUGCCUGGCAGCAUAAAGAAGGUACUGCCCUCGCAGUUGAUCCUGAUUCUUGUUUUGAAGUCCAGCUUCUGUCCUUUAUGGGACUCUCCAUCUGCGGCGAGAUCCCUGGGCUCUGAACCGCCGGGCUGACUGCGUAGCACGUGGACCCACCUGGCCUGAGGCCAGUGCUAGGACCCGGCCCUCCCUCUACCGGUGGGAAGCUGCUCCUUUUAGUCCUUUAUCUUCUGCCUUUUGUCCCAAUACCUGGCUCUGUAAUCUGAAAAAGUGGGUCCACUUUCUCCCUCUGGGUUAGAGCAAUAAAGUUUCUUGCCUCACUGGCCU